AUGGCCAGUGGACUAUCGAGAAACUCCUAUGACGACGACCAUGAAGUACUCGAAGAUGAUUUCCUCAAUGAUGAAGUCGAACCCGACGAACCCUCCGAUCGCGCCCCUUUGACAGGCAACAUUCAAUCCUCCUCUUCCAGCGCACCCCUGAACCAAAGCUAUCUGACUUCGAGAAUACCUGGUGAAGACAGGCAUGCUACACAAAACACCAUCGAUGAGAGUGUCUGGGACACGGUAUCUCGAGACCUAUUCGCCGUGUGGGAGAAAAUGAAACAAGUCCUCUACCCCAAGUAUUUGCUUGGGGGCAUGCUUCAGAGACAGGGCACCGGCAUGGGCGAUGUUGAGAGCCAGGGAGGAGGAUUGGGAAGAGAUCUUAGAGGCAUUCUAGGUCGCUGGCCUGACGCAGAUGGCAUUCUGCAGGGAGGGAUGAGCGACGGUUUAAGAGACUGGGAUCUAUGGGGCCCUCUAAUAUUCUGCCUGCUGCUGAGCGUCUUCCUUUCAAUGCGCGCCAGCAAAGGCCAGACCGACCUGGUCUUUUCUGGCGUCUUUUCCCUGGUCUGGAUUGGCGAAGCUGUGGUAACCCUCCAGAUCAAACUGCUGGGAGGAAAUAUCUCGUUCAUGCAAUCCGUCUCCAUUAUUGGGUAUACUCUGUUCCCACUCACCAUUGCCGCCCUCCUAAGCGCGCUCGGCCUCCCAACUAUUGCGCGCAUUCCUGUAUACAUUGUUCUUGUUGCAUGGUCACUAGCAGCCGGAAACAUCUCCGUCAACAAGAUCCGGUCACUACGAUUCCAAUCACCCACGAUGGCUACAAGCGACCAAGCAGACCACCUGCCACCGCCGCAGGAAUCAACAGAAGACACAGUCAUACGAGAUCUACCGCCUCAAGAAGGAAGUUCAGACGGCGAGGGGGGCGAACGCACCGCGCGGGAGAAACUGAAGAAAACAUCCAUUGCAGGACUCUCGCAGUAUUCCAAGGUAAAGCCUGGAGUCGCUGGAGAUCACCCUGUGGACGAUGCUGGGACGGUCGAAUCAUUGCCCGAGUCACAAAGCGAAAAUGGACAAGUUCGAGGCCGUCCGUCGAAGAAACGAUCGUUCGAAGACCUGCAAACCGAAGAGUCUGGUCCCGGUGUCGAAAAUGGAGGAGCCCCUCUCCCAAAGAAGGGAAGCCAACACAAGAGGAUGAGAUCCCGAGAGAUUUCGGGGAACGACGAGGAGAUACAGACUUUUGAGAAAUACGAGGACAUGGCGAGCCCGGUCCAGGAAGAGAGUGACGCAGAGGCACAGCAGUCUCCCGGCGGGCCUGGGAUUCUAGUGUUGGCCCCCUCGAAGGAGGAGAUGGAAACUGCUGCUAUGGCGCAGGACGCCCAUGGAUCAACUGCAGAGGAUAAAUCAUCUAGUGUUGCUGCUAGCUCGGAGAAGCAAUCAGUGGCAGCCGAGACCCAAGUCAAAGCCCUGCCAUCAACCAAAGAAGAAGCCAAACUACAGGUCACGGCAUCAUCAGGCUUCGCCAACACAUCAACCACCUCGCCGUUCAGUAGCUUCAAAUCCCCCAAGUCCCCCAAAUCCCCGGAGAAAGCAUCGGACUCGGUUUUGUCUCCCGGGAGCGGGACGUCAAGUUCGGCCUUUGCUUCUUCUGGAUUGUCAGCGUUUGCUGCGUCCGAAAAGUCACCCUUCGGAGCGGUAGGUGCGACAGCCAAAGCUGGCGGCGGAUUUGGUGGGGGCGGAGGAACGAGCGGGUUCGCAUCGUCCUCUGGCGGAUUCGGAGGUGCGUCACCGUUCGCGAGUAAACCCACGUCCGGCUUUGGGUCUGGAGGCGGCUUCGGGUCUGCUGCUGGAUUCGGAGGAGGGAGCGGGUUUGGAAGUGCUGCAAAACCACUUGGUGCGGGCCUCUCCCCAUUUGGUACUUCGGCGGGAGCGACAGGCACGUUUGGCAAGCCGAAGCCAUUUGGGGCGAAGACGAAUGAAGACGAGGAAGAUAGUGAAGACGGAGGCGGAAACGACGAAGCACAAGCGGCGGGCGAAGAAGCCGAGCAAGACCCGAGAUUCCGCGAGCAAGAGCUCAAUACCGGAGAAGAAGACGAGGAGACGGUCUUCAGCUGUCGGGCGAAGCUAUAUCACUUUGAAAGGGAGUGGAAGGAGAGCGGAAUAGGGGAUUUCAAGAUCAACAUGCGAUAUGAAGCGAGAUCAACCGUGCAAACACCUGCCACAGACGGCAAAAACGGAGGAGAGAAGGCACCCAAAGAAGACGAUUCUGUGGAAACAAACGAAGAAGAUAUUGAAGCUGCUCUUGAAGGCGGCGAACGCGAGUCGUCUGUGACUCUGGAACGCAGGGGUCGACUCAUCAUGCGCGCCAUGGGUACACAUCGUCUACUGCUCAACACGCCGGUGUUUAAAGAGAUGAAUGUGGGCACACACGACGGCAAAGAACCGAGUGGAAAGACCAUGCACCUCACUGGUUUGGAGGGAGGGAAGCCGACGGGUUUCCAGAUAAAGGUUGGUAAAGAAGAGGUCUUGAAGGAAAUAUACUACAAGAUCAGAGAACUGCAGGAAGAACUGUGA
Messenger RNA from Fonsecaea nubica, 2559 nucleotides. RefSeq lists its product as hypothetical. Gene Ontology annotation, cellular component: membrane; trans-Golgi network. The transcript is spliced from 7 exons. Lineage: Eukaryota; Fungi; Ascomycota; Eurotiomycetes; Chaetothyriales; Herpotrichiellaceae. Gene Ontology annotation, biological process: endoplasmic reticulum to Golgi vesicle-mediated transport. The record is from RefSeq and is a predicted model, not a curated record. Bases 1 to 2559 code for a protein of 852 amino acids.